Messenger RNA from Pyricularia pennisetigena, 3828 nucleotides. RefSeq lists its product as uncharacterized. The coding region runs from base 1 to 3828 and encodes 1275 amino acids. The transcript has 4 exons. The record is from RefSeq and is a predicted model, not a curated record. Gene Ontology annotation, biological process: protein deubiquitination; proteasome-mediated ubiquitin-dependent protein catabolic process; regulation of proteasomal protein catabolic process. Gene Ontology annotation, molecular function: cysteine-type deubiquitinase activity; proteasome binding. NCBI's taxonomy places the organism in Eukaryota, Fungi, Ascomycota, Sordariomycetes, Magnaporthales, Pyriculariaceae.
AUGAACCCUCCGAUCCAAUCUGGAACGGUGGCGGCUGCGGCCACCCCAUUCAAGAUCCCUGGACGUCUUGCUCACAAAUGGGUUGAGGACUUCUUGGAAUAUGGCCUCGCCGACGAACCUAGCUUUCGCGUAGGCUGCCCUGCUGUUGGCAAAUCUCAUCACUUGGAAGCAAAACUGGACCAGUGUGUAGCAACAGACCUACGCAAUCCCGGGAAGCAUUACAUCAUAAUAGUGUCGGCCAUCUGCGUACUAUGUCGGCAUCACUUCAUCUUCCGGGUCACAGCUCCAACGGGUCAGCUGUGCGGACAGUCACACGGUAACCCUCAAAAGCCACUUCACCACCUGAUAGCCACGACCCCUAUCAGUGAAGACUUCGAGCCCUGCAGUCUGGAUAGAGGUCGCAAUCCAAAGUACCUCACUUGCGGUGGCCAUGCGGCAUACAGGUGCUCGACCCCGGGCUGCUCCUAUCGCGUUAACAUCGAAAUUUCAGAGCCCCGCGUCACGGCCGAGCAUGCGCACACCCUCUUGGACGACGCCGCCGUCAAGUUACGACUUCAGAACGAAAUACAGGAGACCCCGGAAAGGUUCAGCGGCACAAGCGAUGAGAACCGAGCAAUCGAUUACUUGUCUCAGUAUCUUACAGACACCCUAACUCCUCCCCAGAGCCGUAGAGGCUCCAAAAUCAAGACCCGCAAUGUCAAGUUCGCGGUUCAGUUUGGCGACGGUGAGAGUGCGAAUAGACUUUUUGAGUUCCUUGAGUUCAAGAAAGGCAUCGACAACGAGGAAUGCGCAUAUUGGGAAUUACCUGAAUUGGAUUUCUCCGAACACGCGCCCACUCUAGUGCCAUCGCAAAAGUCUUUCUAUCAGGAUGUCAGAGCCGAGAUUUGGUGUCUCAAGGGGGUGUACAAGUGGCCAGGUCAUGACUCUAAUAUGAGCUUCGACAGAAUACUGCGGGAUGCAUUUCACUGCAGCCACAAAGAUGCUGCUGGCCUCGAGUUUCAAGACAGUUUUGCUAGCGCAGACACUGGCAAAUCCCACUUCAACUUGCUUGGCUUGACAAGCCGAUCUCACUGGAAGAUCUUUCGCUAUGCCUAUGAGUGUCAGACCAGAGUGGACAAAUCACCUGCCCAUCGCGAACAGUAUCUCAAUGCUCUACAGAGGAUAUCUGCACCAUACAAUCAGGAUGAGCUCAACUUCUUCAUCGCUACUGAACAUUCACGAAUCGACGCCCAACAGUUUGACCAGUAUCCCAGCGUCAACCAGCCAGAGAGCGUACUGUCGAACGGUAUCAAGAGCAUCGAUUCGACCGAGUCGGGCGAGAUAUCCGUUGAUGCCAUCAUCGGCGAGUAUAGGAAUAAGGUUCAAAACUCGCUCAUGUCUCCGACCAAGGAGACUGGAGCACGCAAACGGCUUGAUCUGCGAUCCGAGUUGCUUAAGGUGGCAACCUCCCAUCCUGAAGGACCGAAGCUUAAGGAGAUCGUCCGAGAACCGAUGGACUUGGAUGAGGCACUCGUCUGUCUGGAUUUGCCAGUCGAUACAGAGCAGCUCAAAUCUAUGGAUGUUACAGUGCCCGAAGCGAUGGCCCAAGUCCAGGUAGAGCAGGGCAAAAAUGCAUUCUUGACGGGAAUGGCGCUGCAAGCAAUUGGCAAAUUCCUCAACAACGAUGUCCUUGUCGCACUGGCAGCGACCAUGAUGGGAGAACAGCCCCAAAACAGGGUUGAGCAGGAACCUGUUAAUGACCCGAACCUACCAGCCGGGCUGGAUAAUCUACGCAACACGUGCUAUCUCAACAGCAUGCUGCAGUACUUUUUCACCAUUAAUCCAGUCCGAGACCUUAUCUUGAACUUUGACGAGUACAAGCUGCCUGACAAUGAAGAAAGCCGAAGCUCACGACGCGUGACUACGGAAGCCCGUGGGAUCAGUGCCAAACAGGCCUACGUUGCCAACGAACUUGCCAAUGAACUUCGAAGUCUCUUCUCGGACCUCAUCAGCACACAAAAUCAUUAUGCUACGCCGACUCAGAGGCUUGCGCUGGCCGCCAUGAAGAACACGGACCAACUUGAGGCGCGGGCGAGAGAGCUUGAGGCCCGCCCAGGUGACACAGGGGCCCAGGCCAUCGGCCCGUUACCGGAUCCCAACGGCACGAAGGGCCAAACACCCGAUAGCGGCAUGGUUUAUGCGGGAAAGGCCCCCGAUUAUGCAGCACCAGCGCCUCCAGUUCGUCCCAAUGGAGGCAGGAGUCCCGAUGGGAUCACUCCGGAGCAGACCGAGACUUCUAGUGACGUCAGCUCGCACACUCUGGUUAAUGUUGGUCCCAAUGACUAUGAUAACGAUCGGGAGGUCAGCUCCGAAUGGAACCCCCUGAUGCAACGGGUCAACAGUGUGCGGUCCAACGCGUCUUCAGACAACAGCAUGCGUUGCGAGGUCAACGAGGAUGACCUGAUGGAGCAGCAAAUCGACAGCAGUCUAGGAAAGUUCAACCCAGUUGGUUCUGGAAAAGAUGUUGAAAUGUUCGAUGCCUCAUCUUCCCAAACGGUGUCGGAGAGCGCGGCUGUCCAAGCGGCAGCAACGGCUUUAGCUGGUCUAGCCAGCCAUUCUGUUAGCACCGAGCCUGAGGACGAGAUCUCGCGCAUCAAAAGGGCCCUGGACGACAAGACUAUCAAGGGCACUGAUCAAGAAGAUGUUCAAGAAGCGAUGGACAAGAUGCUUUUUAACCUACGGAGUGCCAUAAAACCAACCGGCACAGAACCUCUGGGUCCCAAGGCUGAAGCACAGACAGAUGCAGUGACUGAGAUAUUGCGUCUUAUCAAAGUCGAGUACCAGAAACCUCUCAACAAGGCCAAAUGGGAACUUACGACACCCACGACAGAGGACUUCUUGCUGGCUUAUCCUGCAAGAUCAGGUAAUGUCGACCUGCACGAGGCGAUUGAGCGAGGGUUUAUGCGGCAAAUCAGCGAGAAUCCCAAGGAACCCGAGAACCCAUUCUUGUCGUUCAGCAGCAUUCGGAGAUUUCCCCCGAUCCUCCACAUUUGCAUUCAGAGAACAGUCUAUGACCAGUCGGCUAGAGCCGGCAAAAAGAUUGACGUGUCGAUCCAACUGCCCCAGGUGUUGUACAUGGACCGGUACAAAGAAUCGGCGCCUGGAGAUGCGCUAUGGAUGAGGCGACACAAGUACUGGGACCAUCUUGAGCUCGAGGACCCCAAGGUUUUGGCGGCAAGAAGGAAGUUAGAGCAGAAGAAGCCCGGGACUGCCGACGCCGAUACUGCCAUGACUGAGGCUCAGGAUGCUGCCGCCGACGAACUGGAGGCCUACCACAAUGAAGCAGUGAACGAGGCGAACGGUAGCGACUCAAAUCACAACCAAACGAGUGUAAUCGACCUGGGGGAUGAAACAGACUCGGAGGCUGAGGCCGAGGCGAAGCGCAAGAAGUACGAAGACACGUUCGAUGAUCUCCGAGACCACGAGUACCACCUGCAUGCAGUGAUCUGUCACGGUGGUAGCACGGGUGCCUCUGGUCAUUACUGGGUUUGGAUCUACGACUUUGAGCAGCGUGUCUGGUACAACUACAACGACAGGACGGUGCGCGUACACAGAGACAACGAAAAGGUUCUGAAGGACCUUUCAGCCUCUGAUCAGCCAUACUACAUUGCCUACGUGCGCAGGGACAAUCUCGACCUCGUGUCGAUCCCUCGUCGCGCUGACAGUGAGCAGGCGAAACAGCCUGAGAUGUGUGAAAGGCCCAUGUCGCCGCCACCGACUCCUACGCGGCGACCUGCCUCAAUGGCUGCCGCGGGAACUAGUGUUUUGGAUGUCGAGAUGACGCCUUGA